AUGGUGGCUGGAGAAGUUCCUAGUAGUUUUGAUGCUUACAAGAGGAAGAAGUUCUUCAAGGACGCUAGGCACUACUAUUGGGAUGAGCCUUACUUGUACAAGAGAGGACCAUAUAGCAUUUACAGGAGAUGCAUAGCCGAAGAAGAUGUCCAAGGAGUUCUAGAGAAUUGCCAUGGGUCUGCUUAUGGACGUCACUUUGCCACAUUCAAAACCGCAAAUAAGGUUUUGCAAUCUGGGUUAUGGUGGCCUACAUUGUUCAAAGAUGCAGCAAGCUUCAUUGCCAAGUGUGAUCCAUGCCAAAGGAAAGGAGGAAUCACCAAGAGGGAUGAAAUGCCACUAAACCCAAUUCUAGAGGUUGAGAUCUUUGAUGUAUGGGGAAUAUACUUCAUGGGACCUUUCAAGCCUUCCUCAAACGGGCACAACUACAUUUUGGUUGUUGUGGACAAUGUGUCCAAAUGGAUUGAAGCCAUUCCUUGCCCAGCCUGUGAUGCCAAAGUUGUUAUCAAACUUUUCAGAACCAUCAUCUUUACAAGAUAUGGCAUCCGAAGGGUUGUUAUUUCGGAUGGAGGUUCCCAUUUCAUCAACAAGGUGUUCGAAAAGUUGAUGAAGAAUUAUGGAGUCAAGCACAAGGUGGCUACUGAUGUACUUGCAUUUUGCAUGUCUUUUGGAGCAUAUGGGAUGAAAGGAGAAAGGAAGGACUUGGUGCAUGGACGCAGCUCAACUGGAUACGCAAAGGAAGAAGGAGGAAGUCAUCUUGAAGACCAGCUCGACCAUCCGGUCGAGUUCCUCAACUCGACCGGCCAAGCUUCAACUCGAUCGAGCUGA
Microthlaspi erraticum is the source of this 825-nucleotide messenger RNA. The record is from the annotation of a GenBank genome assembly. NCBI's taxonomy places the organism in Eukaryota, Viridiplantae, Streptophyta, Magnoliopsida, Brassicales, Brassicaceae.